AUGAAUACAGACCUGAAUCAGGAUGAAGCGCUCCUCCUCGAACAGCAAAAGUUGAAUGCCGAACUGUCAGAACUCCGGGAAUGGAUCGAUACGAGAAUGACUAAGCAAUUGAUGUUGCACGAACAGAUGGUGGUAAAUUACGAUCGGAUGUUAACAAAAUGCUACGUGUACAAAGAGGAAUUGGAACGGAAUCGCACGGAAAACGCACGUUUCAAGUUCACUUCACAGUGUUUGAUGGACAAGAUCAAAGAGUUGACCAAUAGUGAUGUCAAAAAAUCUUUAAUCGACCUCGAAAAAGACGAUAAUGUUAACGAUCACGAUAAAGAUAACGAUACCGAUGCCGAUCCAUUAACUGCAUACAUGGAAAUGUGUACCAAAAAGUUGAUAGAAGAAGUAAGUGCAUACAAAGAACAGAUCGAGAAGACAUCCAUAGAGUUGGACGAUAUCAAUAACCAGCUAGCCAAGUCGGCAAAAAUGGAAGACUGCCUAAAGAGAUGCGUGGACAACUUGACUGUGUUGGCCGAAGCAGAACGAAUGAGAAGAGACCGAGAAGAGUCAGAGCUACGGAAGACGGUGAACCAGCUGACGGCUAAACUGGAUGAGGUUCAGCAGGAAAAGGACCGAUUGCGGUCGGUCGAAGCUAAGAUUUCGGUAGAGAUGAUGCACCACGAAUCUGCGCAGAACGAAGCGUUGCGUACAGAAAACGCCCGGCUGCAGGCUAAACUGGGAGCUAGUGGAAUUGUGGUAGCCACGCUGCAAUCGAGGGUGUUUGACCUGGAGAAGGAGCUGGCCGAGCAAACGGAUGCAGAGCACAUGCAACAGGAACAGAGUCAGGUCCCCGGUUUUGGUGGUGAAUUGAUAGACGGCGGAUCGUCUACAUCUCUGAUACUGUACCAGUGUAAUCUGUCCCGGGCGGGUGACGAAAAAGUGGCCAGUUUUUCAGACCUAGGACGCGGUGAUGACCAAACAAUACCGUGUUUGUUAUCGAUCAAAAGCUCCGGCACUACUGCCGAAGACAUUCAACCGUCUAAUCCGCAGCUGACCAAUGACGACCAUCAACCAUCGUAUUUGGAUUCGACCGACGAAGACCGCCAACUGUCGUAUUCGCUGUCAUCUACUAUGGAAGACUGCUGUACCGAGACAACCUCUGAACCAUCACAGGCAAAAUUAAAAAAUAACCGUUUGGAUUACUUAAUACAAAAAUACGAGAGCAAGCACGAAGACAUUUCUAAUGCAUUUCAUAAUCAGAAAUAA
Molecule: messenger RNA, 1254 nt
Organism: Melanaphis sacchari
Lineage: Eukaryota; Metazoa; Arthropoda; Insecta; Hemiptera; Aphididae
Product: paramyosin-like
Exons: 2
Coding region: 1-1254 (417 amino acids)
Source: RefSeq, a predicted model, not a curated record